Messenger RNA from Hippocampus zosterae (dwarf seahorse), 2855 nucleotides. RefSeq names its product arrestin red cell. Lineage: Eukaryota; Metazoa; Chordata; Actinopteri; Syngnathiformes; Syngnathidae. Gene Ontology annotation, biological process: positive regulation of ERK1 and ERK2 cascade; G protein-coupled receptor internalization; signal transduction. Bases 321 to 1544 code for a protein of 407 amino acids. Gene Ontology annotation, cellular component: cytoplasm. The record is from RefSeq and is a predicted model, not a curated record. The transcript is spliced from 16 exons. Gene Ontology annotation, molecular function: angiotensin receptor binding.
GAUCAUCUGCAGCCGCGGCACGCACGCGCGCUCACACAAGAGGAGGCGAGCGAAGCAGGCGAAUAGCGCAAGCAGCCCUCGCGGAAGUGGCAGCGAGCUGAGGCGGCGCUCCGCGAAAUUAGCAUACCCGCUUAGCGGUUCGCCGAGGCGGAUGGAAGGUUGAACGCCGCCCGCUGGCACCUCCCCCCCUUCCCCCCGAGAAAAAAAAAACAAAACAAAAAACAACAACAAUAACCUAAGUCCUUUCGAGCCCGACGACGCAAGCAACCGAGUCCGGGCUCGUCUCUUCCGGCCCUUCUUGACGUCCGCCAGCCGCGGAGAUGGGCGACAAGGCGGGUACGAGAGUCUUCAAGAAAUCCAGUCCAAACUGUAAGGUGACGGUCUACCUGGGCAAGCGGGACUUUGUGGACCACCUGGACCACGUGGAUCCAGUAGACGGUGUCAUCCUGGUGGAUCCCGAGUACCUGAAGGACAGGAAAGUCUUCGUCACGCUGACCUGCGCCUUCCGCUAUGGCCGGGAGGACUUGGACGUGCUGGGUCUGUCCUUCCGCAAGGACCUGUACAUCUCCACCUUCCAGGCCUUCCCGCCCGUCCCCGAAGAGCGCAAAGCCAACAGUCGACUGCAGGAGCGGCUCCUCAAGAAGUUGGGGCAGCACGCGCACCCUUUCUACUUCACUAUCCCUCAGAACCUUCCGUGUUCCGUCACGCUCCAACCGGGACCCGAAGACACCGGAAAGGCGUGCGGUGUGGACUUUGAGAUCCGGGCAUUCUGUGCCAAGAACAUGGAGGAGAAAAUCCACAAGAGGAACUCGGUGCGUCUGGUGAUCCGCAAGGUGCAGUACGCGCCGGAGAAGGCGGGGCCUCAGCCCAUGGUGGAGACCACUCGCAGCUUCCUGAUGUCAGACAGGUCGCUGCACUUGGAGGCUUCGCUGGACAAGGAGCUUUACUACCACGGCGAGCCCAUCAGCGUCAACGUGCACGUGACCAACAACUCCACCAAGACCGUCAAGAGGGUCAAGAUCUCAGUGCGCCAGUACGCCGACAUCUGUUUGUUCAGCACGGCGCAGUACAAAUGUCCUGUGGCGCAGCUGGAGGCCGACGACCAGGUGUCGUCCAGCUCCACCUUCUGCAAAGUCUACACGCUGACGCCCACCCUGGACAAGAACCGCGAGAAGCGAGGCCUGGCGUUGGACGGGAAGCUCAAACACGAAGACACCAACCUGGCCUCUUCCACCAUUGUUAAGGAUGUGACCAACAAGGAGGUGCUGGGCAUCCUGGUGUCUUACAGGGUCAAAGUCAAGCUGGUGGUCUCACGUGGGGGCGACGUGUCGGUGGAGCUGCCGUUCAUCCUCAUGCACCCGAAACCGGCGGAGCCGCCCGCGUCACGCCCACAGUCGGCCCUGCCCGAUUCGGACCCGCCCAUCGACACCAACCUGAUCGAGUUCGACACCAACAGCGUCUCCCAGGACGACGACUUUGUCUUUGAGGACUUCGCCCGCCUGCGCCUGAAAGGGGUGGUGGACGACAAAGACGAGGACUGCUAGGAGCGGCCCCGCCCGCUCGCAACACACGUCCACGCACACACGUACACGCACACACGUAUGCACAGGCACGUUACAUUCCCCGGCGGAGGGACGGAGGGCGAUGAAAAUCGGGCGCCGCCCGGGCGAUCCGCCGCCGCGCCAUCUUCUCCGCGUUUUGUUUUGAUCCGAGGAUCUUCACCCAUCGCAUUUCCCAGAGUUCCUUUUGCGUAUUGACAGCAAGUGGAGGUUUUCGUCCACCUUCCGCUUUUGGGCAAACGGCGUUCGGGAGCCGCGAGGAGGUUUUCGGUCGCCUUGCGACAACGAAGGCCGCUUGAAAGCUUUUUUUUUUUUUUAGCCGCCGCUGGUCACCGUUUGCUAAAAGAAAAAAAAAAAAAAAAAAGACAAAAGGUAAGGCCGGUUGAGAACCUCCAUUUGCUGUCAGAUGGACAAAACGGCUUUGAAGUGAAGGUCAAUUCAAACGUCGCCUGAACUGUGAGGUGAAUCGCAACCCGCAUUUGCUGACAAAGCAUCAGAUUUUUUUCUUCCUUGUAAUAGUUGACCAGAAAAAAAAAAAAAAAAAUCAAACCUGUGUUUGCCGUGCUAUUCAAAGAAGCGUAACACUGUCAGUUGAAGGAGGUCAACAAAAAAGGAAGCUUUUAAAAAUGACUUUUUAGUUUGGAAAUCCUUUUCAAUGUGCAGCUUUUUUUUUUUUUUAAACACCCGCAGCGAUGAUGAUGUCAUACAGAAUUGUCGAUUUUCAAAAGGUGUUAAUACCUGAAGGAGGGGGGGGGGGUUCGCCCGCCGUCCACAUCACUUGCAACAUUCCUGUGCCGCCGCCGCCCCCUCCCACGCCACACAUAAUUCGAGCGGUCGGUGGCAUUCUCCGCCUCAGUUCCCGUCUCAGCCUUUUCCAUUUUGAAAGUUCCAAAAUGUUCUCGAGUGCCAUGAUCCCGUUCAGCCAGUAAGAAGCGUUUCCUGUGGCAUCGAUUGCAUCAUGGCUCAAAACAAAAAUCAAUCAAAUCAACAUUCGCUUUUUUUUUUUUGCGUUGUUUGCUUUGGAUUUUUUUUGGGCUCCCUGCAAUGGUUGGCCACGCCCCCAAAAGGGAAAGAGGCGGAGCAUGUUCUUUGCAGUGCCGUGAUUGGUCGUCGUGGUCGUUUUUAGUCGUGCAUGUGCGCUAACUUUUUUUUGCGACGCGCGUGAUGUGUCAAAACGUGUGCGUUAACUUUUUUGCCACAAACAGGAAGUGACUUAAAUGCUUGGUUAUAAUCAUUCACAUGGUUUAUUUUAUUUGAAAUUGUUUUUAGGAUUAAAGGUGAAAAACAAAACGAAAA